AUGGAGCCCGCGGCCGCGGCCCCGGCGCCGCGGCGCCCCGAGCCCGGCCGGGAGGAGCGCGCCCCGGAGCCCGCGCCGGCCCCGGCGGCCGCGAGCGGCGCGGCGCGGGCCGAGGCCCCCGGCGAGGGGCCGCCGCCGGGGCCGGGCCGGGCGGGGGGCGCGGGGCGCCGGCGGCGGCGCGGCGCGCCCCAGACGUCCGCGGCCGGCGGGGCGGCCCCGGGGCCCGCGGCCGGCGGCGGCGCCAACUCGCUGCUGCUGCGCCGCGGGCGGCUCAAGCGGAACCUGUCCGCGGCCGCCGCCGCGCCCGCCCCGCGCUGCCCCGGCGCCGCCGGCCCGGCGGGCUCGGCCCCGGCCCCGGCCCCGGCCCCCGCGCCGCUGUGCGCCCGCAGCCUGGACCGGCGGACGCUGCUGCUCAGGCCGCGGCCGCUGCCGCCGCUGCAGCCGUCGGACCGGGACUGGGUGCGGCAGCAGCUGCGCCGGGGCUGCGUGCACGUCUCCGACCGCCUCCCGGCCGCCGGCUGCCUGCGCCCCGUGCUCUGCACGCUGGACACCACGGCCGCCGAGGUGGCCGCGCGCCUGCUGCAGCUCGGGCCCCGCGGCGGCGGCGCGGUGCGGGUGCCCGGCCAGGGGCCCGGCCCCGACGCCCGCGCGCCCCCCGCCGUCGGGGGCCCCCCGCGCGCGCCGCCCGCCGACCUGCCGCUGCCCGGCGCGGGCCCCCGCGGCCCGGCCAGCCCCGCGCGCUCGGACUCCAGCCCCGGCGAGCCGGGCGCCCCGCGGGCCCGCGACGGCGCGGCGGCGGGCGCGGCCUCCGACGCCGAGAGCUUCAGCCUGAGCCCGAGCGCCGAGAGCGCGUCCGACCCGCCGGACCCCUACAGCAGCGGCGGCGGCUCGUCGUCGUCGUCCGAGGAGCUCGACGCGGACCCGGCCGCGGCCCCCGGCCAGCCCCGUCGGCCCGGCCGCCCCGCGCCGCCCCGGCCCGCCGCGGGCGCCCGCGCGCCCUCCCCGACGGCCGCCCCGACCCCGCCGCCGCCCGCCGCCCCCCGGGGCGGGGACGGCCCCGCGCGAGGCCGGCCCGGGCAGGACGCGGCGACCCCCGCGGACCCCGGCCGCGCCCCCCCCACCCCGAGAACGCCCCCGCCGCCCGCCCUGUACGUGCAGCUCCACGGAGAGACCACCCGGCGCCUGGAGGCGGACGAGAAGCCGCUGCAGAUCCAAAACGACUACCUCUUCCAGCUGGGCUUCGGGGAGCUGUGGCGGGUGCAGGAGGAGGGCAUGGACGCCGAGGUCGGCUGCCUCAUCCGCUUCUACGCAGGAAAACCUCACAGCACCAAUAGUUCUGAACGGAUUCAGCUCUCAGGAAUGUAUAAUGUCCGUAAAGGCAAAAUGCAGUUGCCAGUGAACCGAUGGACCAGACGUCAAGUCAUCCUGUGUGGGACCUGCCUGAUAGUGUCCUCUGUGAAAGAUAGCUUGACCGGGAAGAUGCAUGUUCUGCCACUAAUUGGUGGGAAAGUGGAAGAAGUGAAAAAGCAUCAGCACUGUUUAGCAUUUAGCUCUUCUGGACCCCAAAGCCAGACUUACUACAUUUGUUUUGACACAUUCACAGAGUAUUUAAGGUGGCUUCGACAAGUGUCCAAGGUUGCAUCACAGCGUAUUAGCUCAGUGGACCUCUCGUGUUGUAGCCUGGAGCAUCUGCCUGCCAACCUCUUCUACAGCCAAGACCUCACUCAUCUUAAUUUAAAACAAAACUUCCUAAGGCAAAACCCCAGCCUACCAACUGCCAGGGGACUCAGUGAACUGCAAAGGUUCAGCAAGUUGAAGAGUCUUAACCUUUCCAAUAAUCACUUAGGGGACUUCCCAUUAGCAGUCUGCAGCAUCCCCACGCUGACGGAGCUGAACGUGUCCUGCAACGCGCUGGGAGCCGUCCCGCCAGCCGUGGGCGUCAUGCACAACUUACAAACAUUUUUGUUGGAUGGAAACUUUCUCCGGGCCCUUCCUGCUGAGUUGGAGAACAUGCAUCAGCUUAGUUAUCUUGGUCUUUCUUUCAAUGAAUUCACUGACAUUCCAGAGGUAUUGGAGAAAUUGACUGCUGUGGAUAAACUCUGUAUGAGUGGAAACUGUAUGGAGACCCUUAGGCUACAGGCUUUAAGAAAAAUGCCUCACAUUAAACAUGUGGAUCUAAGACUGAACAUAAUUCGGAAGCUUAAAGCGGAUGAAGUGGACUUUCUCCAGCAUGUCACUCAACUUGAUUUGCGUGACAAUAAGCUUAGUGAUCUAGAUGCUAUGAUUUUCAACAACAUCGAAGUUUUGCACUGUGAGAGGAAUCAACUGGUGACAUUGAACAUCUGUGGCUAUUUCCUAAAAGCGCUCUACGCCUCUUCUAAUGAACUCGUUCAACUUGAUGUUUAUCCAGUUCCGAAUUUUCUAUCCUACGUGGAUGUGUCAAGGAAUCGCUUAGAAACUGUGCCUGAGUGGGUAUGUGAAAGCCGAAAGCUAGAAGUUUUGGAUAUUGCCCAUAAUCAGAUAUGUGAGCUUCCUGCACGCUUGCUCUGUAACAGUAGUCUCCGGAAGCUCCUGGCAGGCCACAACCAGCUGGCAAGGCUGCCUGAGCGGCUGGAGAGGACCUCAGUGGAGGUCUUGGAUGUGCAGCACAACCAGCUCCUGGAGCUGCCGCCCAGCCUCCUGAUGAAGGCCGACAGCCUGAGAUUCCUGAACGCGUCCGCAAACAAACUGGAAGCCCUCCCUCCAGCCACGCUUUCUGAAGAGACGAACAGCAUCUUGCAGGAGUUGUAUUUGACAAACAACAACCUCACAGACAAGUGUGUGCCCUUGUUAACAGGACACCCUCAUUUGAAGAUCCUCCACAUGGCCUAUAACCGACUUCAGAGCUUUCCAGCAAGUAAAAUGGCAAAGCUGGAGGAACUUGAAGAAAUUGACAUCAGCGGGAAUAAGCUGAAAGCCAUCCCGACAACCAUCAUGAACUGCAGGCGCAUGCAUACCGUGAUCGCCCACUCCAACUGCAUCGAGGUCUUUCCUGAAGUCAUGCAGCUCCCAGAAAUCAAGUGCGUGGACCUGAGCUGUAAUGAGCUAAGCGAAGUCACUUUACCAGAAAACCUGCCUCCGAAACUUCAAGAACUAGAUCUGACUGGAAACCCCCGACUAGCCCUCGAUCACAAAACCCUGGAACUGCUGAAUAACAUCCGAUGUUUCAAGAUCGAUCAGCCUUCAGCGGGAGAUGCAUCGGGAGCCCCGGCCGUCUGGAGCCAUGGCUACACGGAAGCUUCAGGGGUGAAAAACAAGCUGUGCGUGGCUGCCCUGUCGGUGAACAACUUCUGCGACAACCGGGAGGCCCUGUACGGCGUGUUCGACGGGGACCGGAACGUGGAGGUGCCCUACCUCCUCCAGUGCACCAUGAGCGACAUCUUGGCAGAAGAGCUGCAGAAAACGAAAAACGAGGAGGAAUACAUGGUCAACACCUUCAUCGUCAUGCAGAGGAAACUUGGGACAGCUGGGCAGAAACUUGGAGGUGCCGCUGUCCUUUGUCACAUCAAGCAUGACCCUGUGGACCUGGGAGGCUCCUUCACCUUGACCUCUGCUAACGUGGGCAAGUGCCAGACAGUUCUGUGUCGGAACGGGAAGCCAAUGCCUCUGUCCAGGUCGUACAUCAUGAGCUGUGAGGAGGAACUGAAGAGAAUUAAACGGCACAAGGCCAUUAUCACUGAGGACGGCAAGGUGAACGGAGUCACGGAGUCCACGCGCAUCCUGGGCUACACCUUCCUCCACCCCAGCGUGGUGCCUCGCCCGCACGUGCAGUCGGUGCCCCUGACGCCCCAGGAUGAGUUCUUCAUCCUGGGCAGCAAGGGCCUGUGGGACAGCCUGUCGGUCGAGGAGGCCGUGGGCGCGGUGCGCAACGUGCCCGACGCGCUGGCGGCCGCCAAGAAGCUGUGCACGCUGGCGCAGAGCUACGGCUGCCACGACAGCAUCAGCGCGGUGGUGGUGCAGCUCAGCGUGCCCGAGGACAGCUUCUGCUGCUGCGAGCCGGGCGCCGGCGGGGCCGGCCCGCCGCCCAGCCCCGGCCUCUUCCCGCCGUCCGUGAGCAUGGUGAUCAAGGACCGGCCCUCGGACGGGCUGGGCGUGCCCUCCUCCAGCAGCGGCAUGGCCUCCGAGAUCAGCAGCGAGCUGUCCACCUCCGAGAUGAGCAGCGAGGUGGGCUCCACGGCCUCGGACGAGCCGCCCUCGGGCGCCCCGGGCGAGAGCAGCCCCGCCUUCCCCGGCGAGGCGCGCUGCAUGCUGCACCCCGUGUGCCCGUCGCGCUCCUUCCAGCGCCAGCUGUCCAGCGCCACCUUCUCCAGCGCCUUCUCCGACAACGGCCUGGACAGCGACGACGAGGAGCCCAUCGAGGGCGUCUUCAGCAACGGCAGCCGCGUGGAGGUGGCCGUGGACAUCCACUGCGGCCGCGCCCGGGAGCGCGAGAGGCCGCAGCCGCCGCCGGCGCCCGCCGAGGCCAGCGACGAGGGCGUCGCCAGCAGCGCGGCCGAGGACGAGCCGGCGCCGCCCCGGAGGCCGGACCCCGCCGCGGCGGGCACCGUGGGGCGCCGCCGGGCCAACGGCUCGGUCGCGCCCCCGGAGAGGAGCCACAACGUGAUCGAGGUGGCCGCGGACGCGCCCCUGCGCCGGCCCGGGGGCUACUUCGCCGCCCCGGCCCAGCCGGACCCCGACGACCAGUUCAUCAUCCCGCCCGAGCUGGAGGAGGAGGUGAAGGAGCUCAUGAGGCACCAGCAGCCGCCGCCCGCGCCGCCCAAAGAGCAGGCGUGGUGCCCCGAGAGUCCCCCGGCCGCCUGUGAUGAGCAGCACAGGGAGCCCACACUGUGCUCUGGGUCCUCCAUUGUGCUCUGGCUGUACCUUUCGGGGGUCCUGGUAUCUGCCCGGCGACCCUCCCCAGCCGUCAAGCCAGAUAAUCGACGUGAAGCGCUGACUGUGUAG
Molecule: messenger RNA, 4980 nt
Organism: Talpa occidentalis (Iberian mole)
Lineage: Eukaryota; Metazoa; Chordata; Mammalia; Eulipotyphla; Talpidae
Gene: PHLPP1
Product: PH domain and leucine rich repeat protein phosphatase 1
Molecular function (GO): protein binding
Source: RefSeq, a predicted model, not a curated record